AUGAUUCGAGUUAUAAUUUUUACUGUAUUCAUUUAUUUCGUGUCCGUGCAAGGAAAGUGUUUUAAAAGGUUGGAAAUUAACGGCAAAUGUUUGUGUACCUGUGAACCACCUUUCAACACUUCAGUCAACUUGACGGUUUCAACUGAAAAGGCGCUCAUGAUGUGUUCAUUGAAAUGUUCACAAGCGAGCAACUGUGUGGCUUACAACUUUUUCAGAAAUUUCAAACAAUGCCAACUCUUUGACAGGAAGUUGACAAAGUUUUCCUUCAUACCGGGUUGUGUGUAUUAUUACGAGAAAGUUGAACCUAGAAAUAGAACGCUUCGCUUUUCUGUGGACAACGUGCUUGUUCAAUUCUACGUUAAUGGCAAGAAUAUAUCAGUUUCCGACAACUUUCAAAACGUUAGUGUUUGGGAAAAAGCCAAAACUUACAAUCUCCCAGACCAGCUGUACAACAUUGCUAUCAAAUCUUACAAUGAUGGGAAUGUCGGUGGCCUGAUAGCCAGAUCCUUGGAUGAUUAUGUCCUCACGGACAGAACUUGGAAAUGUAUUAAGGAAGCAAAUGAUGAUUGGUAUAAAAUUGAUUUCAAUGAUUCAUCAUGGCCUGCUGCAGUUAACGAGAUUGAGAAGAAGCAUGGUAAUUAUUUCUCAAAAGAAGAUGCUGCAAAUGCCAAUUGGAUUUAUUUUCUUAAUGGAUGUAAUAAUACAGAUUGCAAGGUUGAUUUCUACUGCAGAAAAAGUUUCAUCGGUACGUUUUUAGAAUUGAAUAUGUGA
Messenger RNA from Helobdella robusta, 771 nucleotides. RefSeq lists its product as hypothetical. Lineage: Eukaryota; Metazoa; Annelida; Clitellata; Rhynchobdellida; Glossiphoniidae. The transcript has 3 exons. The record is from RefSeq and is a predicted model, not a curated record. The coding region runs from base 1 to 771 and encodes 256 amino acids.